This is a messenger RNA of Chaetomium strumarium, 1680 nucleotides long. Its product is annotated as general substrate transporter. Gene Ontology annotation, cellular component: membrane. The coding region runs from base 1 to 1680 and encodes 559 amino acids. The record is from RefSeq and is a predicted model, not a curated record. The transcript is spliced from 2 exons. Gene Ontology annotation, biological process: carbohydrate transport; transmembrane transport. Lineage: Eukaryota; Fungi; Ascomycota; Sordariomycetes; Sordariales; Chaetomiaceae. Gene Ontology annotation, molecular function: carbohydrate:proton symporter activity.
AUGGCGGGCGGGGUCAAGAAGCCAAUCAACAUCUUCAAGCUCGGGAACACGGGCGAGCCGAAGGAGAUCUUCAACUGGAGACUCUGGUUUGCCGCUCUAUCCUUCUCCCUGUUGGGCGCCGCCCGCGGUAUCGACGAGGGCCUCAUCAGCGGGGCGUUCAACAGCAAACACUUCCAGAAUAGCAUCCACUACAGCUCGUACUCGACGGUCGAGCAGGCCAACAUCAAGGCAAAUGUGUCGGCCAUGGUGCAGAUUGGCUCUGUGGGCGGGGCUCUGAUUGCGUUCCUGCUUUGCGAUAGAAUCGGGCGCAUAUGGGCGACCCGCCAACUCUGCGUUCUGUGGAUUGUUGGCAUCGCCAUCUUCCUGGUGUCCAACGGCAACCUCGGCGCCAUCUACGCGGGCAGAUUCAUUGCCGGCCUCGGCGUGGGCCAGACACCCGUUGUGGGACCGGUCUACAUUGCAGAGAUCUCGCCGGCCAGCAUCCGGGGCCUGUGCACGUGUAUCUUCACCGGCUUCGUCUAUCUCGGCAUCGUACUGGCCUACUUCACGAAUUAUGGCUGCCAGGUCAACAUGGGCGAGACCACGGCGACUCGGUGGCAGGUGCCGACCAGCCUGCACAUCAUCUUCGCCGGCCUGAUCUUUAUCCUCACCUUCUUCCAGUACGAGUCGCCGCGGUACCUGAUCAUGAAGGGCAAGCACGAACAGGCGCUCAAGACCAUGUCCGGCCUGCGGCGGCUGCCGCCGGACCACGAGUACGUCGUGGGCGAGAUCAACGCCAUCACGGCCGCCCACCGCGAGGAAGUCGAGAUGGAGAACACCGGCUGGCUCAGCAUCAUCCGGGAGAUCUGCACCAGCCCUAGCAACGUGUACCGCGUCUCGCUGACCAUCAUGGCGCAGAUCCUCUCGCAAUGGUCGGGCGCCGGGUCCAUCACGCUCUACGCGCCGGAUCUGUUCCACCUGCUCGGCAUCUCCGACACCAACACCAACCUGCUCGUGACCGCCAUCUUCGGCAUCGUCAAGCUCGUCGCGGCCAUCGUCUGCGCCCUCUUCCUGGUCGACGUCAUCGGCCGCAAGCGCGCGCUGCUGCUCGGCAUCACCUUCCAGGCCGUGUCGAUGAUCUACGUCGCGGGCUUCCUGACGGCAGUGCCGGAGCUGGAAAACCACAAGACCGACCCGCACGUCAUGACGGGCGCCCAGCUGGCGGCGUCCAAGGGCGCCGUAGCCAUGAUCUACAUCUCCGGCUUCGGCUGGGCGCUCGGGUGGAACAGCAUGCAGUACCUCCUCACGGCCGAGCUGUUCCCCCUGCGGAUCCGGGCCUUUUGCACGUCCCUGGCCAUGACGUUCCACUUUGCGAACCAGUACGGCAACUCGAGAGCCGUGCCGAACCUGCUGCUGCCUGUUGCCGACGGCGGCAUCUCCCCGCUGGGCACCUUCUGGUUCUUCGCGGCCGUGACGAUCUUGGGUGGCCUGUGGGUGUGGUUCGUCGUGCCGGAGACUGCGGGGAGGAGCUUGGAAAGCAUGGAUCGUCUGUUCAGUCUGCCUUGGUAUAAGAUCGGCAGGUAUGCCAACCGCUUCGUUGAGGCCGAGGACGAGAGACGGGCGGCAAGCGACGAAAAGGCGCAGGGGCUGUCGGAGGAAGUUGAGGCGGCAGUACCGAACAUUGGAAUUGCUGAUGGUUAG